Messenger RNA from Rubroshorea leprosula, 1007 nucleotides. The record is from the annotation of a GenBank genome assembly. NCBI's taxonomy places the organism in Eukaryota, Viridiplantae, Streptophyta, Magnoliopsida, Malvales, Dipterocarpaceae.
AGAAAGAGCAUAUUUCCGCCCCCUCCCUCCUCCUUUUUCUCUUCGUUCUCUUGGUGUGAAACCCUAGCUCUAACGCAGUGAUUCCGCCAUGUCGAACCACGGCUCCGAUAGGGAAACGGACUCAAAUACGCGGCUUUACAACCCAUACCAGAACCUGAACAUCCAGGUCCCUGUCACCACCCUCUACAAGCUUCCUACCUCCCCGGAAUUUCUCUUCUCUGAAGAAUCCAUCCACCAGCGCCGUUCAUGGGGUGAAAACCUUACCUUUUAUACCGGCACAUCUUAUUUAGCUGGCUGCGUCUCCGGCGCCGCCGUCGGGUUCUUCUCAGCCGUUAGGAACUUUGAAGCGGGUGACACCAUGAAGCUGAAAAUCAAUAGGAUCUUGAACAGUUCGGGUCACUCUGGGCGAUCCUGGGGGAACAGGGUUGGUAUAGCGGGCUUGAUCUAUGCCGGGAUGGAGAGUGGGAUUGUGGCGGCAACUGAUCGCGAUGAUGUCUGGAGCAGUGUGGCGGCAGGACUUGGUACGGGUGCGGUGUGUCGGGCCGCAAGAGGGGUGAGGUCGGCGGCGGUUGCUGGGGCUCUUGGAGGAUUGGCUGCUGGGGCUGUGGUUGCGGGGAAGCAGGUAUUGAAGAGAUACCAAGGAGCCGCGAGACCUGCAAGCAAGCGGGCAACACACAGAAACAGGAAACAAAGAAAACAAACAGAAAACAAAAACCCAAAAAAGGCACCCGAAGGGCCUAGUCGUCGAGAGACCUCAUGGGGUCAUCGGAGCAGGGGACAGGCCGGCUCCAUCGGGCUUGAGCAGUCGGAGAACCCGGCGGCUCAAGCAACAAAACUCGGAAGCCCAAGGCUUUCGAGCACAAAAAAAGGGGAUGCCGGAGAAGACGAUCAGAAGCCGGAGAACCCAGAUCUGGAGAGGAAGAAGAAGAGGGGAAGAGAGGAGAUAGAGAAAGAAUAAGAAAAGUUAAAAAAAGUCAUGUGGGCCCCAUUAAAAGGGAAAGUUAAAA